AUGGCUCUGUAUGGUUCUUCUAUAUCUUCACACAAUUUGAAUUGGAAAAUUGGGACAAGAAACAUAUCAAAAUCUACUUCUUUUUCUAUGAAUUCUGAUACCACAAUCUCGUUAUCGUUUUCUGGGAGUGUUUCCAUGGGCCUUAACUUUAGGUUGAAUCUUGCCUCUUCAACUUGUAGUGUUAAGAGAAAUGGGUUUAGGAACCAUGGUUCUCGUUUGAAGGUUGUUUGUAUUGAUUAUCCAAGGCCUGAGCUUGAAAAUACCGUUAAUUUUGUUGAAGCUGCUUACUUGUCUUCCACCUUUCGUGCUUCUCCUCGCCCAACUAAACCUUUGAAGGUUGUUAUUGCUGGUGCAGGACUGGCUGGUUUAUCAACUGCAAAAUAUUUGGCAGAUGCUGGUCACAAGCCUAUAUUGCUGGAGGCAAGAGACGUUCUAGGUGGAAAGGUUGCUGCAUGGAAAGAUGAAGACGGAGACUGGUAUGAGACUGGCCUACAUAUAUUUUUUGGGGCUUACCCUAAUGUGCAGAACUUAUUUGGAGAACUCGGUAUAAACGAUCGGUUACAAUGGAAGGAGCAUUCUAUGAUCUUUGCUAUGCCAAGCAAGCCUGGACAGUUUAGUCGAUUUGAUUUUCUCGAAGUCCUUCCAUCUCCAUUAAAUGGAAUAUGGGCAAUCUUGAAGAAUAACGAGAUGCUGACCUGGCCAGAGAAAAUCAAAUUUGCAAUUGGACUUCUGCCAGCUAUUCUUGGAGGACAGGCCUAUGUUGAGGCUCAAGAUGGUCUUUCUGUUAAAGAAUGGAUGAAAAAGCAGGGCAUUCCUGAACGGGUAACUGAUGAAGUGUUCAUAGCAAUGUCAAAGGCUCUAAACUUCAUCAACCCUGAUGAACUUUCAAUGCAAUGUAUUUUGAUUGCAUUAAACCGAUUUCUUCAGGAGAAGCAUGGUUCUAAGAUGGCCUUUUUGGAUGGCAAUCCCCCGGAAAGACUCUUAAAGAGCUUUUUACUAACUAAUGGGAAAGUGAUCGAAGGGGAUGCUUACGUGUGUGCAGCACCAGUGGAUAUUCUGAAGCUUCUUCUGCCUGAGAACUGGAAAGGGGUUCCUUAUUUCCAGAGAUUGGAGAAAUUAGUUGGAGUUCCGGUCAUAAAUGUUCACAUAUGGUUUGACAGAAAACUGAAGAACACAUAUGAUCAUCUUCUCUUUAGCAGAAGUCCCCUUCUGAGUGUAUAUGCUGACAUGUCGGUAACUUGUAAGGAAUAUUACAACCCAAACCAGUCUAUGUUGGAGCUGGUCUUCGCACCAGCGGAAGAAUGGAUUUCACGCAGUGAUGAAGAUAUUAUUGAUGCUACAAUGUCUGAACUUGCCAAACUCUUCCCUGAUGAAAUUUCUGCAGACCAAAGCAAAGCAAAAAUCAUCAAGUACCACGUUGUUAAAACGCCAAGGUCGGUUUACAAAACUGUUCCAAAUUGCGAGCCUUGCCGUCCCAUACAAAGAUCUCCUAUAGAAGGUUUCUAUUUAUCAGGAGAUUACACAAAACAAAAAUAUUUAGCUUCCAUGGAAGGCGCUGUUCUUUCUGGGAAGCUUUGUGCACAGGCUAUUGUACAGGAUUCAGAGCUACUUACUGCUCGGAGCCAGAAAAGAAUAGCUCAAGCAAGUACUGCUUAA
This is a messenger RNA of Vicia faba (fava bean), 1656 nucleotides long. The record is from the annotation of a GenBank genome assembly. Lineage: Eukaryota; Viridiplantae; Streptophyta; Magnoliopsida; Fabales; Fabaceae.